UUUUAAUAAAGUAGUUUAAAUGUAGUUUAUUAGUUUUAUAAACAAAGAAUAUCUUGAGAACAGAACACUUUACUGAAUCAGCUCAGAUGUGCUCAAAAUAUGUGAGCCCUUUAAACUAUACAGACAUCAGCAAGGCAUACACAAAAUAUGUGAGCCCUUUAAACUAUACAGACAUCAGCAAGGCAUACACAAAAUAUGUGAGCCCUUUAAACUAUACAGACAUCAGCAAGGCAUACACAAAAUAUGUGAGCCCUUUAAACUAUACAGACAUCAGCAAGGCAUACACAAAAUAUGUGAGCCCUUUAAACUAUACAGACAUCAGCAAGGCAUACACAAAAUAUGUGAGCCCUUUAAACUAUACAGACAUCAGCAAGGCAUACACAAAAUAUGUGAGCCCUUUAAACUAUACAGACAUCAGAAAGGCAUACACAAAAUAUGUGAGCCCUUUAAACUAUACAGACAUCAGCAAGGCAUACACAAAAUAUGUGAGCCCUUUAAACUAUACAGACAUCAGCAAGGCAUACACAAAAUAUGUGAGCCCUUUAAACUAUACAGACAUCAGCAAGGCAUACACAAAAUAUGUGAGCCCUUUAAACUAUACAGACAUCAGCAAGGCAUACACAAAAUAUGUGAGCCCUUUAAACUACAGACAUCAGCAAGGCAUACAAAUAUUACAUUGUUUCUAUUUUGACAAAAUUGAUGUGAAGUUUUGUCAGCUAUAUUUAAUGUUGGUGUCCGGCCUUUAAUGCUGGUGUCAGGUGAAUCUAAUUCAUUGCUGAUGUCAGUUACAGAAAAUAUCCAUAUCAAGUUUAUCCAGUACAUUUUUAUUUUUUAGCUGACUUCACACAAAUGUGCCUGCGUCUGUUUGUAAAUGACACCAGCUUGUUGCACAUUUUGCACAUGACAUCAGGGGUCAUGUGUGUCUUCAGGCCUGAAUUUGACCCUAGUAGUUUAUAACAGAACUGACACUGGUAGGCUUUAACUCCUUUAUGAAGGAGACCAUGGUUGGCUGCAUCUUUGUCGCUGUCAAUCCUACUAUUGCAGACCUCACAGAAGCGGUUAUGGACAACCAUAGUGUGGUGUUCCAUACAGGCUUUAGAUGGGAAAUCCAGUCCACAACAUGUAUUAAUUGAGGUAUCCAGGGUGAAUAUGUCCCCUUCGUCUCCAGGUAUCUUUGCAGCCAACCCAAGGAGAUUCUUUGGCCUGGACAUAUUUGCUGGCCAAGACGGUCCUUGUUCUGUUGGCAUGUUUGCUGGUCCAGGCUGCAUGUUUGCUGGUCCAGGCUGCAUGUUUGCUGGUCCAAGUAGCAAGUUUGUUGGGCCAAGCUGCAUAUUUGCUGGCUGGGAUGGAUAUUCUGGGUCUGUGAAGUUGAUAUUCAAACCU
Owenia fusiformis is the source of this 1383-nucleotide messenger RNA. The record is from the annotation of a GenBank genome assembly. NCBI's taxonomy places the organism in Eukaryota, Metazoa, Annelida, Polychaeta, Sabellida, Oweniidae.